Penicillium chermesinum is the source of this 1725-nucleotide messenger RNA. RefSeq names its product xylulokinase. Gene Ontology annotation, biological process: xylulose metabolic process; D-xylose metabolic process. Gene Ontology annotation, molecular function: D-xylulokinase activity. The record is from RefSeq and is a predicted model, not a curated record. The transcript is spliced from 2 exons. Gene Ontology annotation, cellular component: cytosol. The coding region runs from base 1 to 1725 and encodes 574 amino acids. Lineage: Eukaryota; Fungi; Ascomycota; Eurotiomycetes; Eurotiales; Aspergillaceae.
AUGGCUUCGCAAGACCCCCUUUACAUCGGGUUUGACCUGUCGACCCAGCAGCUCAAGGGCCUGGUCGUCAAUUCGGACCUCAAAGUCGUGUAUAUCGCCAAGUUCGACUUCGAUGCCGAUUCGACGGGGUUCCCCAUCAAGAAGGGCGUGCUGACGAACGAGGCUGAACAUGAAGUGUUUGCCCCGGUCGCAUUGUGGCUGCAGGCCCUGGAUGGGGUGUUGGAGAGCCUCCGGAAGCAAGGACUGGACUUUAGCCGCGUCAAGGGCAUCAGCGCGGCAGGACAGCAGCACGGCAGCGUCUACUGGGGACGCCAGGCUGCAGGUUUACUGAAGAAUCUCGACGCCUCUAAAUCCCUUGAGGAACAGCUCCAGCCCGCCUUCUCGCAUCCCUACAGUCCAAAUUGGCAGGACUCGAGCACCCAAAAGGAGUGCGAUGAGUUCGACGCCGUCCUGGGGAGUCGUGAGCAGCUCGCGCAUGUUUCCGGAAGCAAAGCACACCAUCGAUUCACAGGACCACAGAUCCUCCGGUUCACGAGGAAGUACCCCGACGUCUACCAACAGACUGAUCGAAUCGCCCUCGUCUCGUCAUUCCUCGCCUCCCUCUUCCUCGGGCGCUACGCCCCUUUUGAUAUCUCAGAUGUCUGUGGCAUGAACCUAUGGAAUAUCAAGCAAGGAAAAUUCGACGAACAAUUGCUCAAACUCUGCGGUGGUUCAUUUGGCGUGGAGGAAUUAAAGAAGAAGCUUGGCGAUGUGCCGGAAGAUGGAGGACUACACUUAGGCUCCGUCCACCCGUACUAUACCAAGCGCUACGGAUUCAGCCCCGACUGUACGGUGAUCCCUGCCACCGGAGACAACCCGGCGACUAUCCUGGCCUUGCCCCUUCGGCCGUCCGAUGCGAUGGUCUCUCUGGGCACAUCCACCACAUUCUUGAUGUCCACCCCGAGCUACAAGCCCGAUCCCGCGACUCACUUCUUCAACCAUCCGACCACCCCGGGCCUCUAUAUGUUCAUGCUCUGCUAUAAGAAUGGUGGCUUGGCUCGCGAGCACGUGCGCGAUGCAAUCAAUGAAAGCUUGAAGAACACCCCUGACCAGCCAUGGGCCAACUUCGACGAAAUCUCGCUGAAAUCUCCAGCAUUAGGCCAGAAGAGCCCCGGGGAUCCCAUGAAGCUGGGAUUGUUCUUUCCUCGGCCGGAAAUUGUGCCUAAUUUGCCUGCUGGACAGUGGCGAUUCACAUACGAUCCCGCAACAGGCAAUCUCAAGGAGACCACCGACGGCUGGGUCGCACCACAAGACGAGGCGCGUGCCAUCGUGGAAAGCCAGAUGCUUUCACUACGCCUUCGAUCAAAGGGGUUGACCCAGAGCCCUGGAAACGGGCUUCCUGCACAGCCCCGUCGAGUCUACCUCGUUGGCGGUGGAUCUAAGAACAAAGCCAUUGCCAAGAUCGCUGGAGAGAUCCUGGGUGGCGUGGACGGAGUUUACAAGCUUGAUGUUGGCGAUAACGCCUGCGCACUGGGUGCCGCCUACAAGGCUGUUUGGGGCCUAGAACGUCAACCAGGUCAGACGUUCGAAGACCUUGUCGGCCAGCGCUGGCGUGAAGAGGAGUUUAUCGAAAAGAUUGCAGAUGGCUACCAGAAGGAUCUUUUUGAACGCUAUGGCCAGGCUGUCGAAGGAUUCGAGAAGCUGGAAAGUCAUGUUGUUGACAGUGUCCACAAAAGCAGGGCAUAA